AUGGGCUGGAAUAGGAGCAGCGAGGUGAGAACUGGUCAUUCUGUGAAUGAAGCAGAGAGGCAGCAUUUGGCCAGAAGGAGGGAGACCAUUCUGCAGUGCCUGAAGCAGCAUGGUUUAUCCUGCAGUGAGGAUGAGGUGCCUAACAUCGCAGUGCUGGGCUCUGGUGGUGGUUUGAGAGCUAUGGUUGGACUGCUGGGAUUACUGAGUCAGCUGAAAGAAGAUAGACUGCUGGACUGCAUCAUGUACCUGUGUGGAGUUUCAGGAUCUACCUGGUGCAUGGUGUCAUUAUAUAAAGAACCAGACUGGUCCACCAAACUUAAGACUCUAAAAGAUAACAUCGUCCACAGGCUUGUUGAAGGCAAAGUCAGUUGGUGGGAGAGGGCUAAAAAACUAAGAGAAUACAAGAAAAAAGACAACUUCAGCCUGACAGAUAUCUGGGCAGCACUGGUUGUGUCUGACUUGAUGAAAGAGAUCGAUGAACACAAACUUACAGAGCAGAGGAGCAACUAUGCCAAUGACCCGUAUCCCAUUUACACUGCGAUUGACAAGCAGUGUAAACAUGACAACUUGAAUGCAGAUGUCUGGUUUGAGAUCACUCCAGAUGAGUCAGGUUAUUCUCUCACUGGAGCCUUUGUGGAUUCUUCCUGUUUUGGAAGUCAAUUUGAAAAUGGAAAGAAGAUUGAAGACCAGCCUGAGACUGACAUGUUGUACUUACAAGGCCUGUGUGGCAGUGCGCUCGGUGAUAUAGAGUUAUUCAUUUAUGAGAAUUAUAAGGCACUACGGGAGCUGAUCAGAACUGUUGGGGGCAGAGAUGAUUAUACCCAACAGAUAUUUCCCUGA
Molecule: messenger RNA, 840 nt
Organism: Colossoma macropomum (tambaqui)
Lineage: Eukaryota; Metazoa; Chordata; Actinopteri; Characiformes; Serrasalmidae
Product: cytosolic phospholipase A2 gamma-like
Exons: 8
Coding region: 1-840 (279 amino acids)
Biological process (GO): glycerophospholipid catabolic process
Cellular component (GO): nucleoplasm; cytosol; nuclear envelope
Molecular function (GO): calcium-dependent phospholipid binding; calcium ion binding
Source: RefSeq, a predicted model, not a curated record